Vitis riparia (riverbank grape) is the source of this 1514-nucleotide messenger RNA. RefSeq lists its product as uncharacterized. The transcript has 7 exons. Lineage: Eukaryota; Viridiplantae; Streptophyta; Magnoliopsida; Vitales; Vitaceae. The record is from RefSeq and is a predicted model, not a curated record. The coding region runs from base 523 to 1149 and encodes 208 amino acids. Gene Ontology annotation, molecular function: box C/D methylation guide snoRNP complex binding. Gene Ontology annotation, biological process: box C/D snoRNP assembly.
UGAUCAGAUUUUGUCACCUGUGCGCGGGCUGGACUGGUAGGAAAUAUCGGGAAAUUUUCAGAAAAAUCGGAAAAAAAAUCGGCUAUACAAACCGAAAAUUCGCCGAUAAAUUGCAGUGUCCGGCUAUUUUUUGAAGAUUUCGCCGAUUUUUGGUCUGCAUCCAUUUUUCGCCGAUUUUUUCGCCGAUUUUAACCGAAAUUUGGCGAAAUUUCUCCCAUCGACAUUUCGCCCCCCUCUUUCGUAUCCCCGACCACCGAAACCCGAAAUUUCGGCGAAAAAAAUGGAAACUUUCAUCCUUGGGUGAAACAAAGCCCUAAGCCACCUGCCAGAGACAAAAGGACGAAGAAGAUCAGUGGGCUCCUCAGACUCAUAAGAGGUUCUGAGAAAAGAGAAAUAUUACUUAGAAGUCAGAGCAAAGGGUAUUAGAAGGCUGGUGCUUGAUCAAAGCAGAACAAGGCCAAUAAGCAAACAGGGGUGUGCAUCUGAAAAAUAGCACACACAGCAAGAGACAAAGACAGAGAGAUGGGGCACACCAGCAAUGAUCUUCUGCACUUGGAGCAUAAGGCCUCUUCUUCUUCACCCCUAGAAUCCACACUUCUUGUUUGCAAGAAUGGGUCAGAGUCCAAGUUGCAGAAACCUAAUCACCCUAAGGGAAAACCCAUCACUACCCCACUGCCUUCAAGCCAAGUUCUGGGAAAAGUGAAAGAUUUCCUAGGAGUCAUAUCAGAAGCUAAUAAAAAGCUGGAGCUUGAUGCAAAGGACAAUUCCGGUAAGGACUAUGAUAUUGAGGUGCUCACGGGGAAUGAAUCUGAAUACAUUGAAAUGGAUUUGAUGCUGGGUAUUGCUGAUCUGCAGACUCCUGAGGCUCUGGCAGCAGCUGAAUCUUCUAUUGCAGGUUUUCAACCAGUGGUUCCUCUAGCUGGUUGCAGUAGUGGAACAGAAUCUGAAGAUAGCUCUGAUUAUGAUGAUAGUGAUAAUGACGAUGAUGAGGACAGCGAUGAUGAUAAAAAUGAUGACAAAAAUAAUAAUAAAGCAUGCUCUGUUGUGAAACAUAAAAGAUCAAAGUCUGCUCAUGGGGAUUCUUCCAUGGAAGUGCCCCAAAAAAAUGGGGGUUCAAAAAAGCGGCCAAAGAUUGUUGAGCUCUCGUGAGAAUCUUAAUUAGAAGUAGGACAGUGAAAUCUACUCAUGGGGAUUGUUUUCUAGAAAUGAGAGGGAAACCAUUAGGAUUAUAAGGGUUGCAGCAAGUAUGAAAGACCUUUCUCUGCAGGAAGGAGGGAGCUUUCUGAAUGUCUGAUGAGGCUGUAAUUUAUGCAGCAGUGGGAUUUUUGCUUCUUCAUUAGUGUCUAUCAGGGCAUAUGCCAUACCAGACAGCCAAUGGAGAAAACAGUCCUGUGAGUACCCUUCAAAUUGUGAAUGUCGUGGAAGCUUUGUGAUGUUUUUGUUCUCCCAAAUCUGUUGUCGUCAUUAAAUUUUCUACAUUUCAGUUUGGUAAUUAAAUUUUCCAUUCCAUUAUA